AUGACACCAGGGACAAUGGGGAAGCAGGUGGUGAUGGGGGAAGCGAUCGGUCAUGUAUCAAGAGCAGUGGCUCAGGUUCUGGCUCCAGUCAUGGAUCAGCACAGUGACGUCAGGUUUGAGGGCGUCAUCACCUCUACCCCAUCCUCCCCUCUCGCCCGUAUCCGUGUCGAAAUCACUCCGCUCCUCCUCACACCUUCUCCAGACACACCCAGCCUUCCUCCAACCACCGAACCAGCAGACCCCUGCAAACCUUCCACUUCCAGAACUUCAUUUCUCUCCACGUGGCAGUUUGUCAUAGAUCCCACGUCAGCAGUCCAAAAGCGCGUGCGAACCCAGGAAGCAGUGUUGGAUAAGCAUGGUGUUGUGACACGGCAUGCAGGAGGGGAAGAUGGAGGUGGAGUAGGGGAGGUGGAGGGGAGUGGAGGAGGAGGGGAUAAUGAAGGGUGGGGAGGAGUAGGGGAGAUGAGAGUGAGGAACUUUAGCCUUAUGCUGAGCACAGUGCUGGGAUCAGAUGGACACCUCUUUCUCCCCGAGGAGAGGGAGCUGUUGGGAGCCUUCCAGGUGCUCCCUCCACCAGCUCAGUAUGUCUUCGUCCGAAUCUUUCUCCGAAAAGGCCCCUGGUUCCUCCUCUCCUCCCUUGUCAAGUCCGUUUCGCUCUCCUCCUCAGGUGGGUCCUUUCACUCUCCGGGUGUGCUAGGCUGCUCUCUUCUUGUGUGUUCAAGUGGUGCGAGGUUUGUGAGAAGCAGCGGAAGGUCUCAGAGUGACAGCACUGCACUGGGUGCAACAGGCACAGCCGUGAGUGCUCCUGGAAACAAGCUGCUCUCCCUGGAGGCUGCAGUGGCAGUGACUCACCGCCUGCUGCCCUUGCACCACCUGCGCUCCCUCGCACUAUCGUUCAACCUCCAGGAAAAGGCAGUCAUCCGUUCAAGAAGAAAGGAGGCUCUUGUCAGACUCCUAGUGCAAGCUCUUACCAGCAACAGCAGCAGCAACCAAUCACAGCACACCACGUCAGCCUCACACUGCACCAACACGCUCAGGGGGGAUAAUAGGGCGGGGUCAGUACAGCUGCCCCUUCUCCAUUCCACGUGCGGAGCAGGGGGCGGGGAGAGGAGGGGGGAUAAGAGGGCGGGCGGGGUCAGUACAACUGCCCCUUCCCCAUUCCAUGUGCAGAGCAGUUGUACCUACCCCGCCCGCCCUCGUAUCCCCCCUCCUCUCCCUCCCCUGCUGGUGAUUUUUGAGGCGCCUAAAAAUUCAAGGGUCACCUUCUCCACCUCCCAUCCCCCAUCCCUCAAACCCAACCCCUCAACCACCACCCCUUUUCGCCUCAACUUCCCCUCCCCUUCCAGGCACAAGCUCUCACGGGCCAUCCUCGCUCUCUCUGGUCCCUGCCUCCGCAUCUCCCCUUGCAUCACCCGCCUUCUUGCCCGAGUGCAGAUAGGGGGAGAGCAAUGCUUUGGACGCACCUCAGACACCCUCCGCGUCUUUGCCUCCACGUCCCUGCUUUUGGAGUCCCUGCCUCCGCAUCUCCCCUCGCAUCACCCGCCUUCUUGCCCGAGUGCAGCGGCUCUUCCUCCUCAACUCCUCCCAAUCCCUCACCACCGUUCUACCUGUGGGCCUUAUGACAUGACCCAUCCCUUCCUGUUCACACCUCCUAUCCUCUCACCCAAAUACCCCCCUGCUUCCCCUCCCCCCUCCCAGCGUCUCUUCUUCCUCAACUCCUCCCAAUCCCUCUCCACCUUUCUGCUGGUCGACUUUGGCUUACGUCGCUACCCCUCCUACCGCUGCCACCGCUCUGCACCGGAAUGGGUGAGGGAAGAGGAGGAGGAGCGGAGGGAGGCAGUAGAGGAAGAAGGAGACGAGGAGGGGGUAGCAGAGGGGGACGAUCUGCAGGCAGAGGGGAGGGAACAGGAGGAGGAGGACGAGGAAGAGGACGAGGAAGUGGACGAGGAAGAGGAGGAAGUAGAAAAAGAGGAGGAGGAUGUGGAUGAGUUGAUGUUGAUGGCAGCACUGGCAGGAGCGAGGCAGCAGCUUCAGCCCCACUCUGACCGCACGUUGCAAGGAAGAGACCAGCAGGGGGGAAAUGGAAACUUACAUGGGGAAGGUUCAUCUGAGGACGAUAUACCUGAUGUAGUCUCUUGCUUCAAUGCAAAAUCAGAGGUUCUGCAGUCGUGGAGGGAUCGGUUCAAGGCGCAGCGCGUGUACGCGGAGGUGCUGUGGCGAGGCGUAGGGUGGCUGGAGAAGCAGAAGCGGUACAACCAGGCAGUAUCAGAUCUGAGGCUGCUAGUCGCCUCGCCCUUUGCCCCCAGGGCCCGCCUAGGCACCUUCUUCCCCCGCCUCUCCACCGACCUGCACCACCUGGGUCUCGUAAAGGAGAGCUUAGAGGCUGCUAGGACGGGAGUUGCAGAAUGCACUGGGGACAGACACGUGGCAGCAGGGGAUUUGCUGGCGCUGCAGCGGCGCGUGGUGCGGCUGGCAAAGCCGCCAAUCAGUUGGAAGCGGCCGAGCUAUGUGUGGUCGGUGGCAUGGCGAUGCAAGGAGGUUCGCAUUGUGGGGCGCCCAGUGAACAGUGAGGUGGGCGCCAAAAGCCGCUUCUACAGCUUGGCUCCCGUUACAGUCACACGCCCUCCUGCUACAGCCACAAGCAGAGGCCCCCACAACUCGGAAAACUUUCACACGGGGGAAGAGUCUAGAGGCAACUGCGAGGAAGCAUCCGCCACACCCUGUGCGUGGUGGGACGAGCAAUGCAGUGUAGAGGAGCUGGCAUUGCAGCACUACGCCAGCGAGGAGGGAGGCGGGUGGAGGGGCGUGCACUGCGAGGGCUCCCUGUGGUCGACCCUGUUCGUUCUGCUCUUCUGGGAUGUCAUCUUCGCCCCUGUGCCUGACGCCUUCCACCAUCCCUUCCAGACCGCCCCUCUGGACUUUGGUUCCCCACAGUUUGCAUCCACCCGGGGCACUCUCAUUCAAGCUCGCCUGGAGGAGCUGCUAGGGGGACGAUGCAGAGGCGAGUGUGUGGGAGAGGGAGGAGAGGUAGGAGAGGGUGGAGAUGGAGGAGUGGGUGGUUAUGAGGGUGGAGAUGGAGGAGUGGGUGGUUAUGAGGGUGGAGAUGGAGGAGUGGGUGGUUAUGAGGAAGGUUUUAUGAAUGAUGAUGGUGCUUGUCCUGUGGACGGCAUUCCUGUGGGCGGCACUCUUGUGGGCGGCACUCUUGUGGGCGGCACUCUUGUGGGCGGCACUCCUGUGGGCGGCACUCCUGUGGACGGCACUCCUGUGGGCGGCACUCCUGUGGACGGCACUCCUGUGGGCGGCACUCCUGUGGACGGCACUCUUGUGGGUGGCACUCCUGCGAGCAGCAUACUCGGUGCUUGUCCUGCAGCUUCUAAUCUCGGUGCGUGUGCUGUGGGCGGCACACUGUUUACUGUGAAGUUGCUGAGGGAGAGAUGGCAGGAGCACCACGGCACUCUGUGUGUGGGCCUGGGGCUUUUGAAUGAAGAGGGGACAGCUGCUCCUGCUGCUCCUGCUGCUGCUGCUGCUCCUGCUGCUGCUGCUGCUGCUGCUGCUGCUGCUGCUGCUGCUGCUGCUGCUGCUGCUGCUGCUGCUGCUGCUGCUGCUGCUGCUGCUGCUGCUGCUGCUGCUGCUGCUGCUGCUGCUGCUGCUGCUGCUGCUACUGUGGCUGCUGCUGCUGCUACUGUGGCUGCUGAUUCUGCAACAGUUGGCAUUGCUACUGCUGCUGCAGCGCCUUCUGUUGAUGCAGAAACUGUCCCAAACGCACCUGGUGUCAGCAGCAGCAGCAGCAGCAGCGGCAGCAACACUGGCCAGCGUUCCAUAAGCCUCUCAGAGCUCACAGAAAUUGUCCUAUGUGCCGGCUGCGUUACUGUAGCCGCCAUCUGUGAGCGGCUGGCAGAAAGCUACAAUACUUGGAGGGGCGGCAUGCCUGACCUGGUGCUCUGGCGGAGAAGCUCGGCCGAACCUCAGCUUUGCGCCAAUGCUCGGAGGGAGCUUCGUGAGUGGAACGCCCUGAGAGGACAUCACUGGGGGGAGGUGAAUGGGCCAAGAGAGGUUUUAUUGGGGUUUUUGAAAAGGGAAAGAGGGAAUUGGGGGGAGGGGCUGAAUGGGGAAAGGGGAGAUCUACUGGGGGAGGUGAAACUGGUGGAGGUGAAAGGGCCGAGGGACCAGCUAUCGUGCCAGCAGACUGCUUGGCUUAAGGCACUGCAGGGCGAUGGGGUGGAUGUGGAGGUGUGCAGAGUGGUGGAGAGGGAAGAGCAGGUACAGAAGACGAGGAGGAAGAGAUAA
Closterium sp. Naga37s-1 is the source of this 4287-nucleotide messenger RNA. Lineage: Eukaryota; Viridiplantae; Streptophyta; Zygnematophyceae; Desmidiales; Closteriaceae. The record is from the annotation of a GenBank genome assembly.